This is a messenger RNA of Nerophis lumbriciformis (worm pipefish), 1368 nucleotides long. The record is from RefSeq and is a predicted model, not a curated record. NCBI's taxonomy places the organism in Eukaryota, Metazoa, Chordata, Actinopteri, Syngnathiformes, Syngnathidae.
AUGGAGCCGUAUGUCCCAAUCGAGAGUGAGAGGACUCUUUCAGUUUGCCGACGCCUGUGUUACGCAGUCGGGCACUUUCUCAAUGAUUUGUGCGCCUCGAUGUGGUUCACCUACCUGCUGGUUUACCUGCACUCGGUCCUCGGCCUCCAAAGUACAUUUGCUGGUGUGCUGCUGCUCAUCGGUCAGGUAGCAGACGGAGUCUGCACUCCUCUCAUUGGAUACGAAUCUGACCGAACUCACGGAAAGAGGAAAGGCUGGCAUUUGUUGGGAACGGUCUGUGUGAUUGUUUCUUUUCCCUUCAUUUUCAAUCCCUGUCUGGCCUGCUCGGCAAACACCCCACAAUGGGCAAAGAUCGUCUACUUCGCCCCCUUCAUCGUCAUCUUCCAGUUUGGGUGGGCCGCCACUCAGAUCUCACACCUCUCCCUCAUUCCAGAGCUGGUAUCCAGUGAGAACGCCAAGGUAGAGCUCACCGCGUACAGGUAUGCCUUCACUGUUGUGGCCAACAUCACGGUCUAUGCUGUGGCCUGGCUGCUUUUUCACUUCUAUGCAAAACAAGACAUGACAGACAAUCUGGGCCAGGCAGACAUUCCUCUAUUUAGGAUGCUGGCGCUGAUUGUACUAGGCGUUGGAGCAGUUUUCUCACUGAUAUUUCACAUCGGUACAAAGGAGCCUUCAGGAGAAGAGCCGCUUCUCCCACCUCCGGCUAAUGAGGAAGCAGCGCCUAGUCGAUUGUUGCAGUGGAAGGACUGGCUAAAAGAGCCUUCUUUCUACCAGGUGGCCUUCGUCUACAUGUGCACAAGACUGAUCGUCAACCUAUCCCAGUCAUACAUCUCUGUUUACCUCACCAACUCACUGUUGCUACCAAAGAACUACAUUGCCAUAAUACCGCUGGUGAUGUAUGUCAGCGGCUUCAUUAGCUCACUGACCAUGAAGCCUAUCAGCAAACUUGUAGGCAUCAGUAUGAUGUAUUUUUUCGGCCUGCUUUUGGUGAUCGGCUUUGCCCUCUGGGUGUUUUUUGACAAGAAAAUGGGAGGUGAAAACAUCUAUGGCGCUGCUGUGCUGCUGGGAGCUGGCUCAGCUAUCAUCCUGGUCAUGUCUCUCUCCAUGACCGCCAAACUCAUCGGGGAGCAUACGAAAAGUGGAGCCUUUGUUUAUGGCUCAAUGAGCCUUACGGACAAGGUGGCCAAUGGUGUUGGUGUCGUCAUCAUCCAGAGUAUCAGACCGUGCAGCACCGAGGCAUGCUGCCCAGCGUGUAUUUGGUUUUAUCGUGACGUCAUGGCAAUCGUAACAGGCGGCGUGGCAAUGGCUGCAACAUUUGGCCUCAUAACAAUUCUCAUCUGGCCACUCAAGACGAAGAAAAAUGAAUGA